Molecule: messenger RNA, 1277 nt
Organism: Eurypyga helias (sunbittern)
Lineage: Eukaryota; Metazoa; Chordata; Aves; Eurypygiformes; Eurypygidae
Product: talin-2-like
Exons: 4
Biological process (GO): cell-cell adhesion
Cellular component (GO): plasma membrane; focal adhesion
Molecular function (GO): actin binding; integrin binding
Source: RefSeq, a predicted model, not a curated record
GUUGGAGCAAUCCCUGCAAAUGCAGCUGAUGAUGGACAGUGGUCUCAGGGACUUAUUUCUGCUGCCCGAAUGGUGGCAGCUGCAACCAGCAAUCUCUGUGAAGCAGCUAAUGCCUCAGUACAAGGCCAUGCCAGUGAGGAGAAGCUCAUCUCAUCUGCCAAACAAGUGGCAGCUUCUACAGCACAGUUGCUUGUGGCUUGCAAAGUGAAGGCUGAUCAUGACUCUGAAGCCAUGAGGAGGCUACAGGCUGCAGGAAAUGCUGUCAAACGAGCAUCAGACAAUCUUGUCAGAGCAGCCCAAAAAGCAGCAUUUGGGAAAGCAGAGGAUGACGACGUUGUGGUCAAAACAAAGUUUGUUGGUGGCAUUGCUCAGAUCAUUGCAGCCCAAGAAGAAAUGCUGAAGAAGGAAAGAGAGCUGGAAGAGGCAAGGAAAAAACUGGCUCAGAUCCGCCAACAGCAAUACAAAUUUCUACCUACAGAGCUGAGAGAAGAUGAGGGUUAACCUGCUGAGAUUUUCUUUUUUCUUUUUCUUUUUUUUUUUUGUCUAUUUUUUUUUAAAUUGUCUUUUAAAGAAAUAAGCUAAAGGAGGACAAUACAGUGAGAACUGCUCUGACAACAUUCUGGUAUGCCAAGCACUUACCUAGAUAAACUGCCUGUCAUAGCUUUGGGUGAGCAGAGGGCAAUAAACACUUGUUCUUUCUCAUCUGGUCAGCUGAGGUGCAUGAUGAUCAAAUAAUGGUACAGUGUUAGGUUCAUAAUUCCUGUUCCUUCCUUGACUUAUAUCUCAGGAGAGAAUGUUUCACUUUUUACUAUAGAUACUAAGUCAGUAUUAUUGUUGCUUUCCUGAUGCUUGAGGUAUUUAUCGUUCCUUGACUUGUUAUAAAACAUUCAUCAUUAUUAAUAGGCAGUCAAGAAAUCUUUCAUAUGAUAAAUAUCACAUGAGCUGGUGGUUCUCCCCCGCUUACCCUUGUGUAAAGAAGACCAAGAUGGAGAAGGAUGUAUGUCUGAGUGGAGAAACAUGCAUGAGUGUGGGUUUGAAGAAGAUGCCUGUCCUCUUUCAGUGUUAUAUAGCUGGUUCACCACAAAACUGGAGGAAUUGUCUCUGCACCUGUUUGCACUAGUAGUAUUACUCCUUACCUGAUACCAACAAGCUUCUGCUUGUACCGUAUUUAGGUUUACAGAAUGUGGCAAUAGCCAUUCUUUAAAGAGCUCAGAAAACAAAGAAAUGGAAACCUUGUCACUGCCUCAAUAAUAGCAGGUUCAUGAAGGAAAAUGCUG